This is a messenger RNA of Biomphalaria glabrata, 5737 nucleotides long. RefSeq lists its product as uncharacterized. The record is from RefSeq and is a predicted model, not a curated record. The coding region runs from base 329 to 2056 and encodes 575 amino acids. NCBI's taxonomy places the organism in Eukaryota, Metazoa, Mollusca, Gastropoda, Planorbidae. The transcript has 10 exons.
GUUAUCACUGGGUGCAUAUCACUGGGUGCAUAUCACAUUGUCCUUAAAUCCAGGAGCUGGUACUACUGUUCAGCUCACACCAGUCCAUAGAUCUAGAUAUUGUUUCGGAGCAUUAUUUCUUAUUUUUUUUAUUUACGCCUAUUUUUGGAAUGAUAUUUAUUUAUUUCAUUCCUGGAUCAGAUCAAAUGAUCUAAAAAUCAAUGUUGUUCACCUCGGGAUUUUGAGUCUAGACAAACUAUGAACACACCAACGGAUCUCAAUCUUAGAAGCCGUAGGAUCAAUACGCUGUCUAACAAGAAGCUGUGUGAAAACAUCCUGAGAUAGAGAGAUGAGAAUCGGUUACCUCCUGACCUACUACACAGUCUCCUGUCUAAUGAUCAUUGUUUACGGUAAUUACAGCAUAGUCGUUGAAGAGCACAGGCCAUACACAUUUGAAUGCGAGGUUGAAAGAGACAGCCUCGUUUGGAGCAUCGCCGCUAAGAAUGUCACGCAGAGUGUCGCCACCUGUCUCCCGGAAUGGAAUGUAGUUCAAUGCUCCUUGACCUCUGAAGACUUUGAGAAAUUAUAUUUGGUACAGGACAGGCACCCCUCCCCAGGGUCUGUCGUUCAUUGGUCAUCGUUGACAGUUUUCAAUGUGAACCAGUCAUUGAGUCAGGUCAUCUGUCAACAAGGUGCCGACCUGAAUGUAACUAAUGUCACUGUUGCAGUGAAACCUCGCGAGCUGGAGUGUGACGCACCGAUCAAAUCGUCUGCUGGGGAUGUGUACAACAUCACGUGUAGAUUCUUGGUGCUCCCCAGGGGGAAGUGUACGCUGAGUACAACCCCUCCCCUGGUUAUGCAUACCAUCAAUACCGAGUACUGGCACCGAAUCAGUUGGGUUCACAACCUCUACUCCACCACCUGCACCAUCCAGGCCGUCCUUGACCUCAGCACCUACCACAACGUUUCCAUGUUCCAGGUGAUUGCGGAACCCGACUUGGACCAGUUUGUCCAGCGCCCGAAUCUCUCGGUUACCAGCCACUUGCUGUCGCUAGAAUCCACAGAUAAAGUUAUGACAUUCACGGCCAAUUCGCAGUCAAUGGACCUAAAAGUGGCCAUGGGGGCUGAGCUCUCCUUCGUCUGCUACAUCAGCAACGCCCCUGGGGUCCUUCUCCGCCUGUUCAAGGGCUCCACCGUCAUCGCUCUGCACACCCCCCUCCACUCUGACCGUCUUCACUUCGUCAUCGAGUCCACGGACUGUGACGACACGGCCACCUACACGUGCCGGUCUGAUCACGUGGUCCGGCUGGAGCAGAAGCUUAAUGUCACUAUCAGGCCUUGCUCUACAGACAAUGAAGACUCUUCACUUCCGUAUGUGAUUGUCUCCUCUGUAGCCGUGCCGAUAUUAACAAUCAUCAUACUGGUGCACGUCGUAUUCUGUGUCCGCUAUAUCAAGAGGAAGCACAGGCAACGAAGAAACACGGAAUCUCACGACGCAGCCAACCUGGACUCUGUGGUGAUGACCGGCGCUUUGACCGAGUCUAUGGCUCGUGGCGAUGGGUCUCAGCUCAACACGCCCAACCACUCACGUCAUAACAGCCCCCUGAUCUCGCGUCGGACACCCCCAGCCCAGUCGACCCGCGUCACCCCUGUUCAUUCUCCUCGAAGCACCCCGCUCCAUUCUCCCCACAACAGCCCUGCUAGCUCCAGGAGAAACACCCCCGUUCAUUCCCGACACGUUAGCCCUUUUCAUUCGCACCACGCCACUCCCGUGCAUUCCAACCGCAGCAGCCCGACGCCACACCCUCUCACUGGGGACGACUAUGACGACAUUGAUGACGGCUAUGACAACAUCAGCUUCGUGGCCGACCCACCCAACUACAGCAUGCUGUUUCAGAACCAACACGGCGCCCCAGACGCCACAACGGCAUCAGAUAUGUUAGAACAAUUGCCACUGCCGCCCUCGUACUCUUCGGUAAUGCUAAACAAUCUCGCAAAUCUCUCCACAACGAAUACGAGCACUCGACCAAAACAGUCUUCAGUUAACAAUCAAAAUAUUAUCGACACUAGAUUUUAAUCCCAUGUUUAUCAAUGUCAUGUCUUGUGCGUAUCAAAUGUGAAUGAUGUCAUGUCUGUCACAUCAAUACUGUCACUGUCAAAUGGUAGAUGCACUGCAAAGAUUUGGAAGACUGAGCAUGCUAUCAUGAAUAAGCAGAAGUCUUAAUAAAAGUGUUUAGUCUUAGUGAAAGGAAGCGAGAGAGAGAGAGAGAGAGAGAGAGCUAUUAUAGUAUUGUAGUAAAUUUAUGGCAAGCAAGAAGGUAACAAUAGAAGCUGUAUUAAUUUAGUUAUAAAAUACUAAGUGAGCUAUGGCCUUAAGCUAUCAAGUCACAGGGGGUCUUGUCUUAAGCUUUACAAGUCCUUUUCUACCUAAACACUAGUACAGACCACCGACACACUUCCCAGUGUCGCUCCAGGUCCUCAAUACAAUUCACUGGUAGCAGGAAGGCUGGCUCUUAGUCCCAGACAGCUCAGACUCCCAUAACCUGCAGAUCACUUCCGCCGGAUCUCAAACAGUCCUUCCUCUAGAACCGGGGUCGGCAACCUGCGGCUCGCGAGCCACAUGCGGCUCUUUGGUUGUGAAGCUGCGGCUCUUUAGUUCCAUACGCAUAUAUUAAUUAUUUUAUCGAAACAUUUUUUUAAAUAGUUCUGAAAUGUUUAACUAACAUUACGCAUCGAUUCUAUUUCUCAGCCACUUGUACUCGCUUUUCAUCACACCCCUUCCCCGUGACACGCGUCGUCACUGUCGUCAGUCCGUCGGAAGCUCUCGAAUGACUCAGUCGUCGGAUGUUUUUAUGUAGGUUUUAAUUCUCUUUCGACGUAAGACAAAUGGGCAUUUUCACCACUCGCUUUGGCUGUGACGUAUAGUGUGUUGUUUUAAGUAAAUGAAUUAGAAGCGAUUACAUUCUCUAAGUUAGAAGCAAUCUGUGAGUAACGCUAAUCUGGUAGACUUUGCGGUACCACUAGAAAUUGACAAAAAGGCAACCCAUUUACAGGUGAGUAUAUCAAGACUGCUUCCUAUGUGCAUCUGAAGAAAUGUUCCGUGAUUUCAAAAACACACCAUAAAUCUUGAAAAAAGAAAGAUUUGCCACUAUUCGCUAAAACAGUGCAAGAUAGAAUAGCUAAAAUGUCUUCAAAUGUAACAUAUUUGCAAGUGGAUGAUAUUCAGCUUUCUUCUGUCUUAUCACUUGCUGUAGAUGAGUCAUGCGACAUAUACACAGGGUACAUGUUGCCCUUUUUGUCAGGAAUAUGUCUUCCUAAGUUCCAAAGGAAGAACUUCUAGGAUUCCUACCGCUCUCAUGACAAACUAAAGGGGAAGCUAAAGGGAAUGCCGUACAAGAAUACAUUGAAGACAAUAAGAUCGAUUUCAAUAAAAUCAUUUCAAAAGCAACUGAUGGAGCCAGAAAUAUGACAGGAAAAAUAAAGGGACAACAAUGAUUCUUCGAAGCAAACUAAACCUUGGAAUUCUUACAUUUCACUACAUAGUACACAAAGUAGCGCAUUGUGUCCAAAACAAUUCAAUCUAAAAUAGUUAGGGUCAUAAAUUUGGUAAUCAAGAUUGUUAGCAGCAUCUUGUCAAAAGCAUUCUACCAUCGUCAGUUUAAAGUCCUCUUAAAGGAAAUGGAGACUCGGUAUUCAGACCUCCUACUUCACAAUAAAGUGCGACGCUUUCCAAAGGUUGAAACGUUUUGCUUUGUGCUUGAAUGAAAUAAAUACAUUCGUAAAGGAAAAAGACAUUUAUCACACCGAAUUAGAGAACGACAAAUAGUUGCAAAAAGUUUACUUUAUGGUGGAUAAAACAGAAAAGUUAAAUAAGCUGAAUCUAAAACUGCAAGGAAAGGGAAACAUAGCCUAUGUUUUGGUAGAAGAAUUGGUUUGUUUUGAAGAAAAAUUAAUUCUUUUUACAGAAGAUAUUCAGAGCGGUAAGUUACUUCAUUUUCAAUGUCUAAAGCAGUAUCGUUAUAAAAUCAGUGAAACUUCUGACACGAAUUACUUUAGCACAGUUAUAAGAAAAAAUCCAUGAUGAAUUUCUUGACAACUUUGAGCAGUUCCAAACCAGCGAAACCAUUCUAGCAUUCCUGGUACACCAUCUCAACACACAUAGUCACGAAAUCUACACAAAGGUGUAUGGAAUUGAAUGAUGCUGGAUCAAAUGCAAUAGCUCGAUUUAAAAAGUAAAGCUUUGUGGGUUAGAAAAUUUACAGAGUUAAAAAGCAAGUUGGAAGUGUUGGAGGUACAGAAAUGUGUGUUUGUAACGCAACAAAAAUGGACAGAUUUAGAAGAAAUGCUGCGAGUUGAUUCUACGCAUGGAACAAUCUUCCAGAUUUCAAUAAAGUGUGGUGAAGAAGUUGGCAUUUGGAAUGCUGACUAUCUUUGGAUUGACAUAUUCGUGCGAGCAAGGGUUCUCUUGCAGGAAUAUAAUGAAAAGUAUGAAGCCAACUAAUAAAUGAAAAUUUAAAGUCGUGUUUCAAACUAGAAACAUGCUAUGAGCCAAAUUUAUCCAAACUUUCUAAAACCUUUGCAAAGCCAUCUCUCACAUUGCAUUUGUUUGCUCCAUCGUUUGUUAGUGAAGAAUAAAUAGUGUGAGUACUAUUUAUAUUUGGCAGGCGAGAAACAACUUUUGUGGCUCUUUAAAAAUUUGAAAUUUUGUAAAUUGUAUAUUUUGGCUCUUCCGACUCAGAAGGUUGCCGACCCCUGCUCUAGAAUCUAUUUGUCGUCUAUACCUCACAGCGCUCCCCCAGAACCCCUUGCUGGCAAGGAUUGGGUGUUUACAGUUUUUCCACUUACUCAAUAAAGAACAUAUUCUGGGGUUAUGUAUAUGGCCCGGGGGGGGGGGAGAGAAAAAAAUCUCCCGAAACUCCCCCACCCCUUUCGAAAGAAAAUCCUGGCUACGCCCAUGAUUUAUAUAGUGUUAUUAUUUGUAAUGACUGCCUUUGUAGCAAUUGUGCUUUGUUGCAAACAAAUACAAAUUGUUAAAUUGGUGCGUUUUUUCGUUGAAUUGAUUGAAAUGUAUUUCGGCGCGCAGCUAUGUAAAGGAAAUAAUGACACUCGUCUGCGAGCUACUAUCAGUGCUUUCUAUAAUCGUGCCUAUUUUCCUCUCUAGGCUUGGGUUUCUAAAAAUGUUUACUCGUCUCUAACAAAACAAAAUGGUAUAAUAGAGUCGUAGGCUCGAUUAUUUGAUUAGCUUGCAAACUGGUCCACAAAUGAGAUUGGACCCUAGCGCUCAGAGCAUGCUAUAAGCAUGAAAGUAGCGCUGUAUAAAAUGCUAUAAUUAUUAUCAUCCACAAACUAAGUAAGAGGGAGGUUAUAAUGAGAGGUUUAGAUGUCUCCCAACACAACAGAACAGGAACCCUUAUUGCACGUGUGACACAGGUCUGAAACGACAUGGUAACGAGCUAUUGGUCUAAACUGCCCACAGGUUGUGACGUUGCAGGUCGGUGUUGAGGCCUUCUGUAACGAAUGGCCUCGCUCGUACGCUUUUAGAUUCGCGGACUUAGUUACACUCUGUCCCAACAGUUUAAUAGCAUCCAUAGCAUACUGUUACUGUGCAUGCCGAUUGUGAAAAUAUUUGUAAAACUAUGUAUAAGCUAUUGACUUAAAUUCAGUAUUAUGUUCUUAUUUAAAAUGUUACAUUUGUUACUGCAACACUGGUGAAUACCUUUUGUUCUUCGUUACUAAAAUUGUAUAAAUAUAAAUAAUA